CCUAGGUGCAGGAUAAACGCUAUUAUUCCCCCUCUCGUCCCAUUACACUACAGGGUAUCAAAUUAUCCGGAUAGCUAUACCCGCGAAAACUACAAGCCAUCGGUUGCGUCUUCAAUAUGUCUGACCCGGCGACAGAAACGGUCAAUCUCCCCAUCAUCAACAUCUCCAACCUGACUCCCGAAACAGGCAAGCAGGUCCUGGAAGCCGCGGUUCGACAUGGAUUUCUGUAUGUAGAUCCAACCGGCACCAAGCUCACCCAGGAUCUGGUGGAUCGAGAAUUUGAUCUCUCCAAACAAUUUUUCGACUUGUCCACACUGGAAAAACAGCCGUAUCGUAUCAACGAUAACCGGGGCUGGGCCGGCAUGAAAGUCGAAGCGUUAGACCCCAAAGCACAAGCCAAGGGAGACUACAAGGAGGCGUUCAACAUCGGUGAGUUCGACCAGGGGCGUCCUCAACAGGACCUGCCCUCAGUUCUCGAGAAUCACAGGGAGGAGCUAUGGGAAUUCGAAGUGGCGUGUCGAGAGACAUGCCGCCGAAUUCUGGAUCUUUUGGGGAUCGGUCUAGAAAUUGCCGACACCGAGUUCUUCAGCAAAUGCCACAGCAGCGUCGACGAGACCAAAAAGUGCGGAGCCGCCGUCCGCAUGCUCUACUACCCUUUUGUGGAGGCCAGCAGCGAUUAUCAACCAGAGGUCGACGUUCGCGCCGGGGCGCACUCGGACUAUGGCUCCAUCACUCUACUCUUUCAACGUCCCUCCCAGCCAGGACUGGAAAUUUUGAAGGAUGAUGGCAGCUGGGCGCCGGUGGCUGUCAUCCCUCGCGGCUAUGGGAGCGACACGUUCCCGCCCAUCUUGGUCAACAUUGGAGAUUUGCUGAGCUACUGGACGGGCGGAUUACUCAAAAGCACCGUCCACAGAGUCAUCUUCCCCAAGGGCGCACCCAAAGACGGCGAACCUAGGUACUCGAUCGCGUAUUUCUGUCAGCCGGCAGAGGAGACAACGCUGCUGCCGGUCCCCAGUCGGCUGGUGCAGGAGCACAAGCAGAGUCAAGGCCUGGCAGUAGAUGGAACUGAGGGUGAGACAACGGGUUAUGGAUACGGGGCUGACCACGUUACGAAAGCUCAGACUGCCAAAGAACAUCUAUGGAGUAGGUUGAACGCUACGUAUGGAAUCAGGUCUGGCGCGUGAGAACAUGAGAUAGUGGAUGGAUGAAUUUGCAUUUGAGCCACGGAAGUCAGGUAGCACCAGUCAGAGAUAAUGCAGAGAUCCAAAAGGCAAGAGUUCAGUAACCGGAAUCAUAUUUUCAGAGAAUCAAC
Messenger RNA from Exophiala mesophila, 1312 nucleotides. RefSeq lists its product as uncharacterized. NCBI's taxonomy places the organism in Eukaryota, Fungi, Ascomycota, Eurotiomycetes, Chaetothyriales, Herpotrichiellaceae. The record is from RefSeq and is a predicted model, not a curated record. The transcript has a single exon. Bases 117 to 1184 code for a protein of 355 amino acids.